AUGUCUUCCACGUCUUUACUUUUACUUAGUAUAACUCUACUCGCUUUCAUUCGAACAGUUGAUUCUGUUCAUAAACUCUAUUCAUACGAUGACGGAAACGGUGGAGACGAACAUUGUUGUAUUGCACGAAUUGACAAGAAUUACUGUUUGGCAACACCAGUCACACGUAGUUUGAUACAAGUAAAUAAACAAUGCCAUCAGUUCGAUGGACAUAAACAUCGCCGUAUGAAUGGCAAGCAGAAAAACGAUGCCUAUGAAAACAAAAUUGUCCGCCAAUUAGAAGUUCAAUCGUCUGCAGAGGUUGGCGAUAGACUGCUCUUCCAUUUGCAAACUCCACUGGAAACCAACUUGUUAAGAAGAGAUCUUGCUUGUCUAUCAUCGAAAAAACCUGCCAUAAGCUUCGAUAAAUGCUACCUGGAAUUAGCGGAUGAUUUAGAUAAUAGCAUUGACACCAUCGACGAACAAGAUAAGUCAAGCAAACGACAUAAACGACACCGUCAAUCCAAGAAUAAAAAACGUGCUGACGGUGAUAGUAAUGAAGUCGACGAAGUACACGAAGAGGCAAAUCAUGAAGAAAAGCUAGCGGAGAAAGAAAUACGUCGCAGUGAACUUCAUCAAGUAGUUCAUAUUCGUGAAGGCGAAGGUUUAUCGAUUGUUCAAAACUAUGCAAUCAAUGUAACAAGUCUUCAGCAAACUCUCGAUGAACACGACCGAUGUCUAUCAUGGUACCGCAAACAAAUGCGUAAAAUGCGACACAAUUCAAAAUUGACCAAAAUUUGCCGAAAAGUCAACGAUCAUAUCGAACAUUGUCUAAGCAAACUUCUGUUUCGUGAUACAGAAAUAGAACAUCACUCUCACAAUACAAUCGUUUCACUCGCUAUCGGAUCUAAACUGUAUUGCGAAGAUCAGGCUGGUACACAUAAAUUUCUUGGUGUUCACCGUCGAGGUAGCGUAUGUUUACACGCAAAUCAUGCAGUGACCAUCGAACAAAAGUUCAGUGACAUUGCUGGUUUAUCCAAUGUGGACAAAAAUGAAGACAUUCUUGCCUUUAUCAAAGAAAAUCCGAAGUAUCAAGCCGAAUUAGAACACGAUUGUUACGAUGGCAAGACGUUAGUCGAAGUUGAGCUGCACGAUAAGGAAAAUCAAGUGAAAAAGCACGCUACAACGUCGAAAUAA
This is a messenger RNA of Adineta ricciae, 1176 nucleotides long. The record is from the annotation of a GenBank genome assembly. Lineage: Eukaryota; Metazoa; Rotifera; Eurotatoria; Adinetida; Adinetidae.